Bursaphelenchus okinawaensis is the source of this 408-nucleotide messenger RNA. The record is from the annotation of a GenBank genome assembly. Lineage: Eukaryota; Metazoa; Nematoda; Chromadorea; Rhabditida; Aphelenchoididae.
AUGGAUGGCGCUCGAGCGAAUGACCUAUACUCUGCCGUCGUUGAGCAUUGCGAAAUCUCUCGACGAGUAGGAGGUACGUCGUAAUGGCGUUGAAGUUGUUGAGCGUGAGCUCGAAUGGAGCCGUUAUGAGUGCAGAUCUUGGUUGUAGUAGCAAAUAUUCAAGUGAGAUCCUUGAAGACUGAAGUGGAGAAGGGUUCCGCGUGCACAGUGAUUGUACGUGGGUUAACCGAUCCUAAGGCACAGGCUAAUGCUGGAUUUGAAGUUGUGGCGUUAAAAUUCACUUGUGGAUUGCGCUGCAUUCGCCGAAAGGGAAGUGGGUUAAUAUUCCCACGUCAUGACGAGGAGAUUGAUGGCACUUCGGUGUUGUUGAAGCGCGGUAACGCAAACGAACUUGCUGACACUGCUUAG